Molecule: messenger RNA, 1157 nt
Organism: Arabidopsis thaliana (thale cress)
Lineage: Eukaryota; Viridiplantae; Streptophyta; Magnoliopsida; Brassicales; Brassicaceae
Exons: 1
Coding region: 67-396 (109 amino acids)
Source: RefSeq, marked reviewed
CACUCGUAUCUGGUUGAACCAGUACUUCCUUUCCGCCGUUCCUAGGGACCACCCACUCCCGUUCCCAUGAGUGAUCCGAGACAGUACGCGGAGAUUAAUCGGUCUCUUUUGGUUCUCAUUCCAAAAGUUGAGCAGCCUGUUAGCAUAAAAAUGGCAAUUAUCCUCCUUCUAUUCGUUCUGGAUACGGGCCUAGUCCUGAGUGCGCUGUCUGUCUUCUCGGCUGGCCCAAACAACGGGAUUGGUCCUGUGGGAUUAGCACCAAAAUUCCUCGGCAUCUCAUCCUCCUGUUGCUGGUCAUUUCCUAAAGGAUCGAAGGUUCAGCCGACGCCUCAAAGUGGAUUUGUUGUGCGAAGGGUGCGACCGGGAUUUAGAGUUAGAAUAGCGGGGAAGACUUGACCUCAGGCAGCGUGAAACCAGUUUAUUUCAUUCGAUGUAGUGGUCCGAUUGCCUAGUGGAAGCCCUGAGGCACUUGAUUCUUGCGUACGCUCGGCUCCUCUACCAAUCACCACAGCGCGAGAUGCGCAAGAGUGACCCAUCUCUCCACACCAACUGGACCAUACAAUACACUCUUUAUAAGAAAAAAAGAUUUGGAACCGAAAGAUAGGAAAUAAAUUUACUUCCAGAGCGGAAGGGAAUACUUAACCACGCCUCGAGUCCCAGUCUCCUAGUGGUGAGAUGGUAAAGGGCAAUGUCCGGUUCUGGCCAAGAGAUGUCUUUGCUCCGUCCCCCUUCUUGUUGGUUGGCACAAGCCCUUGUAGUAGUAAGUCUUUCCUCCGGCCGGAUCGGAUGUUAGAGUCAAUUCCAUUGUACGUUUGACCAUUAAGUGAAUGCAAAUAUAGGUAGAAUUUGAAUCAACGACCUAAGAGUCUUCUUUUGCCUAUCGUAGUUACCUUGAUGUGAUAAAUGGUCCAACUUUCUUGAAAGAUAUCAGAUCUUUAAAGUCCUGCUCAUAUACAUACUAAUAUGAUCGCUACGAGGUCAUCCCACUACACACCAUCAAGCAACCACUACUGAAGCUAUCAACUCAAUUCUCUCGUUCGAAUGGGGAGAUAGAUAAAAGAAACGAAACUCUAUAAAAUAUCAUAAGAGAAGAAGAUUUUAAUUCCAGCUUAAAUAAGUAAGACUUGACUCUUUAAAAAAUUCCGAUCAACAACUUG